Lytechinus variegatus (green sea urchin) is the source of this 4064-nucleotide messenger RNA. RefSeq names its product E3 ubiquitin-protein ligase MYLIP-A-like. Gene Ontology annotation, molecular function: ubiquitin-protein transferase activity. Gene Ontology annotation, cellular component: cytoskeleton. The coding region runs from base 23 to 1318 and encodes 431 amino acids. Gene Ontology annotation, biological process: ubiquitin-dependent protein catabolic process. The record is from RefSeq and is a predicted model, not a curated record. Lineage: Eukaryota; Metazoa; Echinodermata; Echinoidea; Temnopleuroida; Toxopneustidae. The transcript has 4 exons.
UUUAGGCUGAAGGCAUUCAAAAAUGUUGAUUUUCAUCAAAAAACCGGAUGGCAAUGUGCUGGAAAUUGAAGUUGGACCCAAAGCUGUCGGUCUGGAAUGCUUGGAUUUGACCUGUCUGAAGCUGAACAUGGUUGAAGGGGAUUACUUUGGCCUGCAGUUCACAGCAAAGAAAGGGGAGAGACACUGGCUAAACCUUCGAAACACCAUAACAUCGCAGCUCCCUAUUGGAUUCUCCCAGCCUAUCCGUUUGGACCUGAGGGUUAAAUUCCAUGUCGAACCACACAUCUUGCAGCAAGAUAUCACAAGACAUCUCUUCUUUCAUGAUGCCAAACUCCUUGUGAAAGAAGGGAAGUUUAAGGCAGCCCUCAAGAACGCUGCCCGAAUUGCCGCUUUGUUCACCCAGGCUGAGAAUGGUGAUUUUGGUGCCAGCAGUGACAUGGAGCAGCUUUCUGGAUACUUCCCCCAGUUUGCAGACUCGGAGGAAUUCAAAGUGACAGCCCAAGCAGAAUAUGCCCGUCUCCGCAGCAUGCGGACUGAACACGCGCUCCUGUCUCUGCUCAGAGAAAUCUGUGAAAUGGAUUCUUAUGGAUUGGAUACAUUCACCGCCAAGACCUGCUCGGGCCAGUUCUGCGAAGUGGGAGUUGGAGCCCAUGGAAUUCUGGUGACUAAUGUGGAAACACAAGAUUGUGUGAAGAUCCCCCUUCAAUCUGUAAAGAGGUUGUCAGUUGAGAAGAGAGAUUGCCAGAUGCACUAUGAGCUUGACGAUGGACAUAACUUUACAACAGACAAGAUGGAGCUUACUCUCCAAACCAAGGAGGUAGCAGAAGGGCUGUAUCGUUCUAUCACAGAGAAAGUGGAAUUCUUCACCAGUGAAACUGUCAGUGAACCAGUCAAAGACCAGUUUGUUCGAGACUUACGUGGGAGCAUCGUCUCUUUCUUCAAUGUCAAUACGGACUUGGGAAAGAAGUACUCCUUUGAUCUGCGCAGAACGCAGCAAGAGGUCCAUGACGAUGCGAGGAGGAAGCUUUUUAGGAUGGGCAUCUCAACACAGUCUUGUGAAGAUAGCGCCGACUUAUCCGCCCAGGCACAUAAUAGGCAAGAAGGUGCCAACCAGCUUGAACAGGAACUUCAAAUGUAUCGGGAUGCUGUGACAUGUAAGGUCUGCAUGGCAUGUCAUAUGGACACAGUUCUCUUACCCUGUGGUCACUUUCUCCUGUGUAGCAACUGUGCUGACAUGGUCUCCUCUUGCCCCUCGUGUCGCUUAAGCAUUGAAGAAAGGAAGAAAGUCUUCUGGGACAGACCUAUGAAUGUUACCUAGAGCAAGCUAAACAGGUAAAGUUAAUUGUGUUCAUAAUGCUUGUAGAAGGACCCUGAAUCAGUAUUACAAAGAUUGCCAUGAUGUAUGUUAUGUUUUUAUUAAGAGAUUAGUCAUUUUGAAUUUCCGUCAGAGAUACCUUUAGGAAUUAAGAUCAGAUGACCUGUAGCUAUGUGUAUGUUUCAAGUGUUGUAAAUGAAGGGAAAGGAAUAAGUUGAUGCCAGAAUCAAAGUAACUUGUAAUAUGAUCUGUGACUGACUUGACAUUGUUUAUUUGUACACUGCAUACAAAAUUAAGUUCCAUGUUGUGCACAACUAGAAUUGCAUCUAAAAGCUACAGUAGACAUACCUAGCUAGUAGCUAGCUACUUAUACAUGUUUAGUUAAUGUUUAGAAACAUUGAUGGAACAACAUGUAAGGAACAGUGUCAUGUUACAUUUUCUUUACUCCAAAUGAUAAGACCUUAUAAUCUGAUCAGAUGUGGAUGUGUAGUUUUGUAAAUAUUUUUAGAAGAAUGAAAACUUGUAUUUUUGAUCUCUGAGGUCAACACAUUUUUUAAAAGGAGAAUUGCCUUGAAUUGUAGAAAAAAAAACAUAUUUUUGUAAAAUGUGUGAUAGCUAAUAUAAGAAGUUGAUACAUAUGUUUACGUCAACUGUUAGUGUAGCAUUCUCCCAGGUUCAUACAUCUACACUUUAAAUGCAUUUUGUAGAUGUGUUAAAUGCCCUCUCCUCUAGUGUAGUUGGUACAUUCCUAUGAUAUACAUCUGCAGUUGCAAGAAUUUCUACAUGUAUACUGUAUCCUUUUUUUCCCCUUUUCCCCCUUUUUGUUGUUGCAAGAAAUGUAGUCUUUCUAUUUGUAGUAUUCAGAUUCUGUGUGCAUUCCAAAGCCACAUCAGGUCAAUUUAGUUAAUUUAGAUUUGUGCAAUAAUCUGUUUAGAAAAAACUUUUCAAUUUCAUUUCUUUCCAUAUUGCUGUACAAAUAUCUGAGAAGAGUUUUAGUUCAGACUAAGAUCCACACAUGAUUUUAUAUUUCCUCCCACAUGAUUUUGUUCAACUAACUUGAUGCACAAAUCGGUGUUGUGCAUUUGGCAUGUACAUUUAUAUGAGAUCGUACGUGUAAUAACUUUUCCAGUCAUAAGAAAGAAUGGAUUUCAUACUCUACACACUUGCGCUAAAUGGUUCAUUUGAAAACGAAUACAUGUUUACAGUGUCAAGUACAAUGUACAUGUCCGAAUGUAUUUAUAAUAUACUGUAUGUGUGUACACACAGAAGGGAAGAUCCAUCAAAAUAUUAUCCUUGCCAUACACUCUUUUGUUGUGUUUAUGAAAUUAUUUAUUUCAUGGUCAAGACUGCAGUAUACAUGCAAAAGUAAAUUGUUUGCUCUGAUACCUUUAUAAGUGCUUACAUCUAUGUAGCAUACUUUUUUUUGUGAUGUCAUGUUUUCCAAAAUCAUGUUCUCGCCAGUUCUCGAGAUUUUUUUAAUUGUGUAUGCAAAGUGCGGUGCACAUUGUUUUUUAGUCUGUAGAAAUUAAAAGUUCUAUUUUACACUGUUAAUAUAUUGUAACAAAGACAUGGAGAAAUGUGAGUAGAUUUUGUUUGUAAGUAUGUGUGUGACUCAUUCAGUGGCUGUGCCAAAUUAUUGGUGCUGUACUACUUAUACACGUACAUGUAAAUGACUGCAAUUUGGUAUGCCAAUUAUCAAAACUAUUUUGAAGUUUGAAUGUGCACUAACUUUGCUAUUUGUUCUUUAUUUGGUAAGUGAGACCACCAUCCUUCUAAUGACAUAGACAGUCACAUUCAUUGAAUAAAGAAAAAUCUUCUUUCCACAACACAUGAAAUUGACAAUGUUGUACAUCACUAUGUACAACAUUGGAAAUAUUAUUUGUACAUUAUUAAACAGAAUGUACCUAUCAUAUUAUAUAUUAUAUACCGGUACAUAUUCAUUGUAUUUUGUAAUCACAUUACAUGUACAUGUAAGUUUAAUGUGUUUUCGUUACAUUAGUGAAUAAUAUGUUGUGAGGCUAUAUAAACUUACGAGGCUUACAGUUUACUGGUAUACUAAUUGUGCUUUUCUGCUCUAUUGUACAGUAUGGGUUUGAACCAGUAUGCACAAACUACAUUGUUCUUUGGACUUCAUUGCAGCUGUAGUUUUAAUUUGAAGAAGAGUAACAAUCUGUUCAUUUAGCUGAAUAGCAUGUUGUUUCUCUGCUUUUGCAGAAUAGAUAAUACAUGAAUUUUGUUCUGUUGAUUUGAUGUUUAGGCCUACAUGUAAUUAAUGGAUCAGUUAUUAACAAUGAUGCAUAUCAUGCGUGCAAGUAUAUUUUGCUCAACAUGUAUAUACAUGUAGCUCUUUAACAUGUACAUCUAUUUGUUGAAUAAGGUUGAAGUAUUUCCCUAUUUAUAAAUAUCUUUCUCCUGUUAUUACUUUUAGACUUGUGCUAAUAUAUGGGUAAAAUUAUUUAAUAUCCCUGACCUUAUGUACAUGUAUGAAGUUUCUUAAAGCUAAACUCUAGAAGUUGAAGUGCUAAAACAGCAUUCAUUGUGCACAGAUCAAUAAGAUCAUAUAGUGUAGUCUCUGUAUGCUUCUCCAAUGUGGUGAUAUAAAACCUACAUGUAAAUGAUGUAAAGUGAAGAUUAGAGUGGUUCAACCAGGGAGUUUAGGAGGUUCAACAAAAGUUACUUGACUCUAAUUACCAAUGUUUAUAUUCACUUUCAUUUUGCAUUGGAUGGGGAAAAGCUAGUUUAGCUUGUU